This is a messenger RNA of Lactuca virosa, 1021 nucleotides long. NCBI's taxonomy places the organism in Eukaryota, Viridiplantae, Streptophyta, Magnoliopsida, Asterales, Asteraceae. The record is from the annotation of a GenBank genome assembly.
CCCACACUAUCUUGAUUUAUCCCCCAUCUAUCACUUCCCCACCAUACAUAUAACCAACCCUAAAAACACUCCAUCACAGAGGUAGAGACUCGAGAGGAGAUCGCUCACCAAUGGCUUGUUCAUCUGCUUCAGCUGCUCUUCUUUCUUCUACAAACCCUAGAAACUCCUCUUACAUUUCCCCCAAAUCAUCAUCCAAUCUUUCUCAAACCCUAAGUUUUUCCAACUCUUCCUCCAUCAACUUCCGAUCCAAGUCCCUCCGCUCCAACCUCCUCGCUCGCGCUUCUACCACCCGUCGCAGUGGAUUCGUUGUCAAAGCGGGACUACCACUGGUUGGAAAUGUCGCACCAGACUUCGAAGCAGAAGCUGUUUUUGAUCAAGAGUUCAUCAAGGUUAAGCUCUCUGACUACAUUGGGAAGAAAUACGUGAUUCUCUUUUUCUACCCUCUCGACUUCACUUUUGUUUGCCCAACUGAAAUCACUGCUUUCAGUGAUCGACAUGCUGAAUUUGACAAGAUAAACACUGAAAUUUUGGGUGUUUCUGUCGACAGUGUGUUCUCCCAUCUUGCAUGGGUUCAAACAGAUAGAAAAUCCGGAGGCCUUGGUGAUUUGAACUAUCCAUUGGUUUCUGAUGUCACCAAAUCAAUUUCAAAAGCUUUCAAUGUUCUGAUAGAAGAUCAGGGAAUCGCAUUGAGAGGGCUUUUCAUAAUUGAUAAAGAAGGUGUUAUUCAGCAUUCCACAAUCAACAAUCUUGCAAUUGGGAGAAGUGUAGAUGAAACAUUGAGAACACUUCAGGCAUUGCAAUUUGUACAAGAGAACCCAGAUGAAGUAUGCCCAGCUGGAUGGAAGCCAGGGGAGAAGUCAAUGAAGCCAGAUCCUAAACUCAGCAAGGAAUACUUUGCAGCAGUAUGAUUGGGUACCCUUGUGAAAUUGGAUUAUGAGAGUAUUUUUUUUUUCGGGGUAAUAAAACUUGUGGAACUAUUAUAUGUUAAUGUUAAAAAGUUUUAUUAUAAUUAAUGGGAUGC